Hirundo rustica (Barn swallow) is the source of this 391-nucleotide messenger RNA. RefSeq lists its product as uncharacterized. The coding region runs from base 1 to 150 and encodes 49 amino acids. The transcript has a single exon. NCBI's taxonomy places the organism in Eukaryota, Metazoa, Chordata, Aves, Passeriformes, Hirundinidae. The record is from RefSeq and is a predicted model, not a curated record.
AUGAAGAAAACUACCUGGAAUAGAAAGAACUUCCUGCUUGUAGUAGGACUGUCAGUUAUAGGUGUCCAUUUAGGAAGCCUGCUUGUGAACUUUGUUGCAAAAAAGUCUGCUCAAUCACAUUCAGAAGCUAAGAGGGACCGUGGGGAAUGAAAUAACUUCCUGCCGUCACUAUUUAUCAGUUUUGCAACAUGAUAUAACCCUGGUUUUAAGAGAGCUGUGAUGAAUCGUUUCAGGAAUGUUAUAUAUACUGUUUCACACUGAAAAUAAUAAUCCUUACCUGCGAAGAAUUAGAAUGUACUACUCUUAAAAUUUAAAAGUGCAAUGAAUUAUAGAUCCAAGUAAAAAUGAAAUGUUUUGUUGGCUGGAAUUAAAAUCUUACCUUCAAAAUGUC